Messenger RNA from Schistocerca piceifrons (Central American locust), 2332 nucleotides. Its product is annotated as enhancer of split mbeta protein-like. Gene Ontology annotation, molecular function: RNA polymerase II cis-regulatory region sequence-specific DNA binding; DNA-binding transcription factor activity, RNA polymerase II-specific; protein dimerization activity. Gene Ontology annotation, cellular component: nucleus. The record is from RefSeq and is a predicted model, not a curated record. The coding region runs from base 309 to 1070 and encodes 253 amino acids. Lineage: Eukaryota; Metazoa; Arthropoda; Insecta; Orthoptera; Acrididae. Gene Ontology annotation, biological process: anterior/posterior pattern specification; regulation of neurogenesis; regulation of transcription by RNA polymerase II. The transcript is spliced from 2 exons.
CACAGGUGGCCGGCCGGCGGCCGCCCGCCUGCCGCUGUGGGAACUCGCGGGGCUGCGACUUUCCCACGAUCGGCGCACACCUGGCCCGCUUAUAUAACCGCCAGCGCGGGCGGCGCUCCGGCUCAUUCUCGCUCCGGCAGCCGUGGCGUGAGCAUCUACUACUGUACACUCGCUGGCAGUACCCUCUCUCUCGUGUGUUCGGUGCUCCGCGUACUCGUCAGCCCGUUGUGCAGUCUCGGUACUUAGCGAGUUUUUGACGUUGGUGCUUUCUUCGCUGUGCAACCCUGGAUUUCGACACUUCUGAAGGCAUGAUGGCAACCGAGAUGGAGCAGUUGCAGCCGAUUUCGAGAACUUACCAGUACAGGAAGGUUAUGAAACCGAUGCUCGAACGGAAACGUCGAGCGCGUAUCAACAGGUGCCUGGACGAGCUGAAGGAGCUGAUGGUCGGCGCCCUGCAGGCCGAGGGCGAGAACGUCAGCAAGCUGGAGAAGGCCGACAUCCUGGAGCUGACGGUGCGCCACCUGCGGCGCCUGCGACGCGAGCAUCGCCUGGCGGCCAGCCCCGUAACUGACUCGGACCGCUUCCGCGCCGGCUACACGCGCUGCGCCGCCGAAGUCUCGCGCUGCCUCGCCGCGACGCCCGGCGUCGACGUGAGUCUCGGCACGCGCCUCAUGACGCACCUCGGCCACCGCCUCAACCAGAUGGACAAGACGGCGCCGCUGUCCGUGGUCGUGCCCGGCCAGGCGUCGCCCUCGCCCUCCCCCGUCGCCAGCGACGCCGACGUCGACAUCGACGUCGACGCCGACGUCGACGGCGACGCGUCUUCCUGCUCCGAGAUGGAGGCGGCGUCUUCGACGAGCUCCGGCGCGCCCUCUCCCGUGACGUACGCCAUGCCGCUGACGCCCGCGUCUUCCACCUCUUCGCGGCAGUCCGACUCGCCCGGCGUCGUCGUCACGGAGACGGCGUCUUCCGCGCCCGCGGGACUCCUCCGGGUAGCCGACGUCACCGUCCCUCGGCAAGUGUCCGUCAUCACCAGCAAGGCUUCCGAGCCCGUCUGGAGGCCGUGGUGAAUCGCUUCGCCAACGUCCCAUCUCACACCCCAGUGUGACACAGUACAAUUGUCAAUUAAUGGAGCACGCUUCUGUGUGCUGCACUUUGUAACAUAUGACUGCCAUAAAUCUUUCACUAGGUUAAGCGACUGAUUGUCGGGAGCAAUAAUAAGGUGCCUGUAAAAUAUUAAUAGACUGAGGCCAAAUCUCUAUAUGUAUGUUUUCAAUUAAUUUUUUUAGAAGACUGUUAAAAAGCUAGGGAGGGGCAUGAGAUACUGCUCAAAAUUAUUGCCGGAAUUGUGCACUGAUUAGCCUGUAAUGUAGUGUGAACAAUGGACACGUUGGUCACUCUUACUUUGUCAAAAUACUCUGCAUAAUUUUUUAAAAAUUUUAAUUCGUAUCUUUAAAUUUGUUCUAGAAUUACAUACGUCUUUGCGUCUGCAGAGUUUUUCCAUUGUUAUUUGACAUAUUUACUAAACCACGCAAAACUUUUAUGUAAUUUUAAUAAUAUUUCAGUUACUACUUAACUGUCGUGGCCACACUUUGUGUACGACGAAUAUUUUCGAGCACUUUCAUCAUAUUCUUUCAUUUGUGAUUUAUAAUCAGAAAGACACUGAAUUCAAAAGUUUUUGUAGCUUUUACGUUAAGAACUUCAAUGCCAUUGCAAGAGACUGGAAACAAGCUGUAAAAAAAUAAGCAGACAGAUUCUGUUAUUACUAGUUUUUUCAUAAGCCAAUUUUUAAUACCGUAUUUUUUACUAGUGAUCAUUUUCGUUAAUAUACUUUGCACUGAAUCUCGUAUGGUUUCCAUGAGUCUAAUUCUGAUCCUAGUAACAGAUUUUAAUUUUUUUUUCUAGCUAUUAUAUUAAGAAAUUGUUAAGCACUGUACGGGAAUGCUAAACAUUGCAUUACAUCUUCUCAGUCUAAUUAAGGCUUUUGUACUGGGUGCAAGUGUUAUGGUAAAAGCAGAUCAUGUUUUUUCUUAAAUUUGUUUUUAUUGUAUGUGGUAUGAAGGAUCUCAUGUGUUGUUGUUAUGUAGCAUAGCUUUAAUACGUAUUACUGCACUGCGUCAAAUCUUUUUGUGCUGCGCCAGAGAGCAGUAUUGUGAUAUUUGUGUACCUGUGAUAUUUGACGAAAAAGUCGGAACAAUUGUGAUCGACUUAUUAGCAAGACUGUAUGUCGUUAUGUGAUUGUUGGUUAACUGGUGUGUUGCAAACAAAGAAUUUUGUAUUACAAAGUAAUCUGUGAUACAAUGAUGAAAAUAUAAAUUAAUACUAGAAUUUA